Molecule: messenger RNA, 2184 nt
Organism: Aegilops tauschii subsp. strangulata
Lineage: Eukaryota; Viridiplantae; Streptophyta; Magnoliopsida; Poales; Poaceae
Product: transcription factor MYB53
Source: RefSeq, a predicted model, not a curated record
AUACGUUCCGGCAGUGCUAGCUACACCUCUCUCCAGCAAGCUAAGCUUCGUAGAAGGAGUAGCAACUAGAUCGUUAGUGGAGCGAUGGGGCGGUCGCCGUGCUGCGACGGGGAGGCCGGCGUGAAGAAGGGGCCGUGGACAACCGAGGAAGACAAGCUGCUGAUGGACUACAUCCAGGAGAAGGGCCACGGCAGCUGGCGCCGCCUGCCCAAGCUCGCCGGCCUCAACCGCUGCGGCAAGAGCUGCCGUCUCCGCUGGACCAACUACCUCCGGCCCGACAUCAAGCGCGGACGCUUCACCGACGACGAGGAGAAGCUCAUCAUGCACCUCCACUCCCUCCUCGGCAACAAGUGGUCGUCGAUCGCUACGAAGUUGCCGGGGAGGACGGACAACGAGAUCAAGAACUACUGGAACACACACCUGCGCAAGAAGCUGCUCCGCAUGGGUAUCGACCCCGUCACGCACCGCCCACGCACCGACCUCAGCAUGCUCGCAGGGCUCCCGGGCCUCCUCGCGGCAGCCGGUAACUUCGGCGGCUCCGGCGCGGGCACGGCCGCCUGGGACAUGAACGCGCUCAAGCUCCAGGUCGACGUCGCCAAGUUCCAGCUGCUGCAGGGCCUCGUGCGAGCGCUCACCACCGCGGCGGCUCCCGCGCCCGCGCCCGGCAUGGACUACCUCAUGGAGCUCCUCGCCGUCAGCAACGGCGGGCAGCACGGCGGAGUCGACCAGAACAUUCUGCUCCAGCAGUGCCAGUGGAACCACAUGAACAACCUGCCGGCGCUGACCAGCUCAGCGCCAACGAGCGGCAUGCACAACAUCAGCGGCCUGUUCGACGGCUUCAGCGCCGGCGACGGGCUGAGCUCAACGGAGCUUGGGGGCCACGGUGGGGCGAGCUGGAGCAAGGUGACCGUCGAUCCACUGAUGGCCGACGACAUCGAGUGCAAGAACAAUGGCGGCGGCAGCGUGUCCUGCGAGCAGACGCCGGCGUCGAGCCCUUUCGACGGGCUAGAGAGCCUGAACCUGAUGGACGACCUCAACACGGAUGGUGGUUGGAAGGAUUUGCUAGAGCAAAUGCCAUGGCUGAACACAAGUGAGUUGUGAUGGGUAGAUAGAAGAGAUAUGAUCAAGAAUGCCAAAAAUAAUCAGGAAUGGGUACUAAUUGUUGGAUUGGAUGCACAUUUUGGUCGACCAAUACCGAAGAUGUGAAGUUUGUUUAUUGAUAGGGCCAAAAGGUGGUUGAGUCCAGACUUUUAGCCAUGUACAAAAAAAAAAACAGGACAUAUACGCAUGUACACACCACUCACUGCAAUUAGUGUUCAUUUUUGUUUAAUUGGUUAAUUGUUGUUUCCUUUUUUAUGAGGAGGGUAAUAUAUGCAAUAACUAGCUCAUGACAUAAAAUCACUUUCUUUUUUUCCAGACAGCAAAGUAGGUGUGUGACAGUGUGAGUGCGACUAUAUACUCAUUUUUAUUUCUUGACUCUUGCAUUAUGACACAUGAUUUAAUUAGGUAGUAUGAACUUUCCCUUGCGUGAAGAAGCUAAACUCAGGUUGUCAUUUGAUUCGAUUGUGAUUAUUAUUUUUUCCACGAUGUUGGUCUUGUGAGUCCGCAUUAGUCUUCACUGUUAUCAAUCUACCAAUAUGUACUUUGCGACAAUAAUGGUAUGGCUACAUACAUAUGCAUGGUUGCUACUGUGUUUUGAUUAUCUAACUAGAGAAGUUAUAGUUACACUGUGGGUCUUCCAUUUCACAUUAAGGUGUGUUUAUAAUGGCAAAAUUAUAUUUAUGCUCUAUUGAAGAAAAUGUUUCAUGCAAUUUUUAUGUUCAUAUAUAUACAAAAAGGAGAUUAAGGACAGUUGCAUUUAUAAUGUAGCUUCAAUUUAUUUGACAUUCGUCGCUUGACCAGAAGAUAUAGCUAGCUUCGAUAAUUCAUGUGUAUGGGGUUCUCAGUCAGAUCGAGGUUACUUGUUGAAGGAGAAUUGACUAGCAGACACACAUCACUUGCACUAAUUAACCAGCUGGGGGCCUCCAUGAUAUGUAUGAGAUGCAGCAUGCAAACGGUAUAAUACUAUAAAAUGGGUUAGUUCGAGUUGGAGAAGGACGGGUACCGCUCAAGCUGUAGCUUGUCAAAGUGGAGAAAGUUGCGUUAUUAAUCUUCUAGAAUUUGCCCACUAUCGCGACCCAGCAC